This is a messenger RNA of Eruca vesicaria subsp. sativa (arugula), 3497 nucleotides long. NCBI's taxonomy places the organism in Eukaryota, Viridiplantae, Streptophyta, Magnoliopsida, Brassicales, Brassicaceae. The record is from the annotation of a GenBank genome assembly.
UCGAAUCACGGACGACGACGAGAAAAGGAAAAAGACGCGACGACUGAGUGAGUAGCGGUGUCCCGAUGAGAACUCCGUCUCUCCUCCUCCUUCUCCUCCUGGCCUUCGUAUCUGUCAUUCCUCCGUCAAACGGUCAUGGCGAAUGGGAUAUCCUCACGGAGCAAAACUUCUCGUCUCAGAUCCGUCUCCACCCUCACAUCCUCCUCUUCGUCACCGCUCCAUGGUGUGGUGAAUCAAGAUCCCUUAAAAAUGAAAUAACUCAGCUGGUUCAUACUAGUGAGGAGUAUAGCUCGUUGAAGUUGAUGGUUGUGUACAGAAACUCAGAGAAGGUGUUAGCACAAGCCAUUGGUGCUUCCAACGAGAUUACGAUUCUGUACUAUCACCAUAGUGUGCCUUAUAAUUAUCGUGGGAAGCUCCGAGCCUCAAAUAUAUUGUCGUCUGUUCGUCCUUAUCUGACAUCUCCUCCUGAAGAACUCCCUCUUAGUCAUUUGAAGUCUCCAGAGAGUUUGAGAGAUUUUGUUGAAUCAUCUGACAAGGCUUUGAUUCUGUAUGAAUUUUGUGGAUGGACAAGUACACUUCUGUCUGAGUUGAAGAGGAAUGUAACUGAAGAUAACCUUUGGCAUGGAAACUUCUCCAAGAAAACAGAAACUGACCGAGUGCUAAAGCUAAGAGGAAAAAUUAACGAGAAGACCAUGCACAAUUGGAAAUUGAUGUGUAGACUCCAAAGUGGAUUUGGUAGAGUUCCUUGGCUUGAGGAUUUUAGCUAUGUCAAUGAUACUGCUGCUUUGCAGGAGAAUGACAGAGCGAAUGGGGGUUCUGGACAGACAUGUAACCAUGAACAGUACAAGCAAUUCAGUUCAUUCCUCUCGAAAUUGAUUGCCGCCGCAAAAGAGUUUUCUCUGCCUACUGAGAGGCAAAAAUUUGGUCUGGUCACAGAAAAAUCAUUGGCUCCACCAUUUACUGUUGGAGAAUCUGAUUCGUGGACAGCGGUCCUUCAACUGGCAGGAUGUCCACACUGUUCAAAAAUUCUCAAGGCCGGGGAUGACAUUCAGAGACUCUUAAAGAUGGAAAAUCCCAUAGUCUCAGAGCUGGAGGAUAACCAGCAGGACCAUGAGUCAUCUUUGCCUGCAAAUAAACCGUCAGUUAUUCUUUUUGUGGAUAGAUCAAGUGGCUCCUUGGAAGAUAGAAAGAAGAGUAUGAAAGCACUUUGUGCUUUCCGCGAGGUAGCUGCACAGCAUAAAGUGUCUGACAUAAUAAACUGGGGGAUUGAUAUUCACUCUGAGAACUCUGUUAGCCAGGCUAAUGAAGAAUCGGGGUCCGUGUCACUUCAGAAAACUGCCCGAAAUUUUAAAACGAUUAAGCUAGAGAAUAAGGUCUCUUUUGUGAUUAUGGAUGGGGAUAAAAAUGUAGCCCUAGAUACUAUAGCUUCAGGAUUGGAAAGCAGUUCCUUGCAGGAGCUACUGACAAACCUGGUCCACAGAAGAAAAGAAAAAAAAUUAAGCUCGAUUGCUAAAGAUGUUGGUUUCCGUCUAUUAUCCGAUGAUGUGCACAUAAAACUACUAGAUGCUUUACCAUCACAAGAAGUUAUACCUGGUCAAGACACAUCUUCAUCUUCUGCAGAAGGUACCGGUGAAAAUUCUCUUCACCCUAGAGAAGGAGAUGUGCAGAACAGGGUCGGUAUGAGUUCUGAAGAAAAGGACGAAAUGAAACCUUCUGAAAGCGAAUCAUCUUCCCAAGAUGAUAGAGAGCAGGUUUCUACAAACAGAAGUGAACGAUUAGUAAUGGCGGAAAGUGAUAAGGCUGGGGUUUAUAAAACAGAAAAUGUUGAAGAAGAGAUCAAGGUAUCGUUGAACAGGGAAUCGAAGGAAGAUGUAGUGCAUAGUUUCACGGGUUCAUUUUUUUUCUCUGACGCAAACUAUGCAUUGCUUAGGGGUCUGACUGGUGAUGUGAAGAUUCCAUCAGCAGUAAUAAUUGAUCCUGCUUUAGAACAGCACUAUGUCCUUAAAGAUGAGUUAGCAGUCAGCUAUUCGUCACUGGUCGACUUUCUUCAUGGAUAUCUCAAUGGAAGUCUAUCACCAUAUACACGGUCUGAAUCUACUAUUCAAAAGCCUAAGGAAGCUACAGUCCCACCUUUUGUUAACCUGGAUUUUCACGAGGCGGUUUCUAUUCCGCGUAUCACAGUCAAUACGUUCUCCCAUAUGGUUCAGGCAUGGAAUCAAUCCAGUGGAGAGAAGGCCGCCUGUCCUUUGUGCCAGGACGUUUUGGUCCUUUUUAGCAAUAACUGGUGUGGCUUUUGUCAGAGGAUGGAGCUAGCUAUGCGUGAAGUAUACCGAUCACUAAAGGAUUAUAAAGCGAUUAUACAAGGAGAAUCCAAGAACAAUCAAAGGCUUCGUAAAUCAGAGACACCAACUAAUGGCAAGAAUCUAAAAUCUCCAUUGAUCUACUUAAUGGACUGCACGUUGAAUGAUUGCAGCUUGAUCCUAAACUCAGUAAAUCAGAGAGAAGUGUAUCCUUCUGUGGUGUUCUUUCCAGCCGAGAGAAACAAAGUCAUUUUAUAUGAAGGGGAGACGUCUGUAACUGACAUAACAGAGUUUCUUUCCCGACAUGCAAAUAACUCCCGUGAGUUUUUCAGAAUUAUUCCUACCCUGUCUGGAAAAGAAAGAAGAAACUCAAACAAGCUUGAUCAAUCUUCAUCAUCGGUAAAAAAUGAAGUGAAAGAAAAAGACGUGGAUAAACUUGUUGAGGUCGUCGUAAGUAACAGAGAUCCCCCAGAAAGAGAAGUAACCCAGGACCAGGUUGUCAAUUCCCAAUCGCCUCCAACGCACUCGGCUCCCAAAGUGAAAGUUGGCACAAUCCUGGCUGCUACAGAAAGGCUAGGUGACAGUCCACCGUUUGCAAAAUCAAAGAUUCUGAUCCUAAAAGCAGGUCGCGAAACCGGUUUCAUGGGUGUAAUCUUCAACAAACGGUUACGAUGGACAUCGUUCCCUGACCUGGACGGUGGCGAAACAGCUGAGCUCUUGAAAGACACGAUUCUAUCGCUGGGAGGUCCAGUCAUGGAUCCAGAACAACCGCUUCUGGCUCUGAGCCGAGAGGGAGACCGCUCCACAGAUCUCGAACUCUCACCAGGCGUGUAUUUCCUUGAUCAUGAGUCAGUGGCGCGUCGAAUCCAAGAGUUGAAGUCUAGAGAUGUGAAUCCAAGUGAUUAUUGGUUUUUCGUGGGGUACUCAAGCUGGAGCUAUGAACAGUUGUUUGAUGAGAUAAGUCUUGGAGUAUGGGAUGUUGAUAACAACCAGCUUGACUUCGCUUGGCCUUGAAGCAGCUGUUUGCAUCUUUGUUUCUUGUAUCUCAGGUCACACGAUAUAGUAAUGUUUCUUUUAGAAAGAACUUUAAAAAGAAUAGAAGACGGUGAAGAACCCAUUAUGUGGGUAGAAAGAUAUGUCGAUUAACUGCAACACUUUAAAAUGUCUUUUUUACAACGGAUGAGAUAUUUACAUAGC